GCAUAAGAAAUUUUUUACCUAAUUGUUUUUUAGAGAAAAAUUAAAAAUGCCCUUUGAUUUAUCAAAACUGCCUAACAUACCUUUGUGGAUUAUGACCUUGAUCAUAUUUGUUAUGUCCACAUGGGCUGUGCUUGGUGCAGUGCAAUGGUUAGGUUUUGGAUAUAUAUUUUCAAAUUACCUCGUUGUUUUUCUUGGUUUUUGGUCAGAUCGAGAUUAUCCAUCUGUUAAACCGGUUCAGUGUUUCUUAUUUGCUCUGUGCUUCACCAUUUUAAAUGAUAUUUUAUCAAUGGCUAUUACUUAUGAGGUUUUACCAAGUGUAUCCAUAUUUCGCUUCAAUUUAGCCAUGGCCAUUAUGUUAUUAAUUUUCAAGGUUGUAGCUGGUCUUUUUAUAUUUAAAGAAUUGAAAGAAAGAGUAAAUGGUGCGAAUGGUUUAAAUCAAUCUAAUUACGAAACUCUGGGAUCUGGGGGCAAUAUUAGUCACUCGUAUGGCUUCAACGGGCAGUCACAAGUUCCUCCACCUCAGUAUCAGCCUCCAAAACCGCUAUAUCCUUGAGAAGGUUAUUUUAAACCAAAAUGAGUUAAAA
Messenger RNA from Hydra vulgaris (swiftwater hydra), 584 nucleotides. RefSeq lists its product as uncharacterized. The record is from RefSeq and is a predicted model, not a curated record. Gene Ontology annotation, cellular component: plasma membrane. Lineage: Eukaryota; Metazoa; Cnidaria; Hydrozoa; Anthoathecata; Hydridae. Gene Ontology annotation, biological process: angiotensin-activated signaling pathway.